UAAAAUACAUUGUCUUUGGCUCUAGCUGCGAAUCACAGGCUUCGAGGAUCAUAUGAUCGGCCGACCUAACCUCUCUUUAAAACUACGUGACGACAGAAAACAAAACAAACUGAUUGCAAAUAUUCUCGCGAGUUGCUAACACGGUGAGGUAGGAAGAAAUGAAAAGAGAUUAUCGCUAAAUAGACGCGAGUUUCUCGCGAAGGUGGGAAGAAUGACACUGCGACGUUUCCUCAUUUUCCUCAGCUUCGGGACAUUGCUCGUUGGAACUGAGUCACGAACAAAUCUGAACGGACUGAUGCAAUCUGAAGACAAAAAAUUUGACGAUUUACUCCGAAAUGUUUUCCUCCAAAAUGAGCAUCACAGAAGAGAGGAAAAACAGGCAAACUUAAUCUCACAGUUGGCAGAAUUGUCAUCUACACCGGAUGGGGUCAACGGGCAACACCUGACGAAUAAAAGCUCGGAUGUAUCAAACAUUUUUGAUGCCAUACUUGGUAAGUCUGGAGAUGAGGGGAACAGUCUCGAGCUCUUCCAGAAAACGAAAGAUGAUGAUUUUCGAAACUUAGACAAAAACAUUAAAAAAGAGGUUUUACCACUUUCGACACUUCAAAGGAAUGAAGCGCUUGCCGAUUUGUAUUCUUUGCUAGCACCUUACAUCGGAGGAAAGUCUGGAGCAGGAGAUCAGGAAAAACUAUACAAAAAUGAAGCCGCCGAAAACGAAGUUAAGCAUACCUCGCAAGUAGACGUAAAAGUUUUGAAAAGUCGCACGGACGCCAACAAACAGACCGGGACAAAAUUUUUUGACAGUCGCCCGAAUAUGACAGACCUUCUCAAUAACAUCCGGAAUAUAACUAAAAGCAAACAAGAUCAAACAUCAGUUAGGACGGUUGCUGCUAGAUUUCUGCAGGAUCCCUUCAAUAUCUUUAGAGAACAGGACCUUUAUUAUGGACCGACAGCAACUUAUGGUUGUAAGGAAACAUACUCGCACUCUGCGGCAAAAGAGAAUACACUGGGUGCAAAUCAGAGAACAAGUGAGUUAACAGCAAAGCAAACUAGUAGAUUUGAUGAUAGUAAUUUGCAAGCUCAUAACUCACAGGAUGAGAGCAGCUUUACAAAGACGGGUCGGAAAAUGAACCGAAGUGUCAAAAUUAGAAAACGCAACAACUCAAUGGCAGACAAUUCAAGCAAAACUGUAAGUAAAGUCCCAUUAUCUUCUCCUAAGAGCUCCAACAAAAAUUCAGAAUUUCUGGGUGUAGGAGAAAGGUCUGGAGGAAAAACGUACCAAAAGAGCAAUUCUAAACAAGAAACUCAUGAUGGAUCUGGAGAGGAAUAUUCUGAAGUAAAAAAAAUGGAUUUUAAAACUGAGGAGAUCACAGCAUUGACUGCUCGAAUCGUUGCGGAUAUUGUAAAAGAAAUCGACAAGAGAUAUAGACAUGAGUGUGAAUCUGAGCCUGCCAAAGGCGCAACCCUCACUAAGAAAAUGGAAGAUCAUACGGGAUUUUUAAAUCCAGAUCUUUGUUCGAACUCAAGUAAAAGAGACCAGAGCAAUUCAAAAUUUUCUGAUCAAAUAGACAAAGGAAAAAAGGAGGAAUAUAAUACUUUAAAAAGUUUAAAUUUUCCUGUUGUUACCACAAAAUCAAUUACAAAGCCAGCUGGAAUCCCUUUGUACAAGAUACCAAACACAGAGAUCUAUAUAUACGAUUUGUAUUCUGCAAACAAAUCUGCUCAUGCGCAGAUGAAAAUCACCGAUCAAAGUGAUCUAGCGUCAAUUCUUGAUCAACUGGUUGCCACCGAUUCACCAGAUGGAAAUUAUAAAAACAGACUGGGUGAAUCUGUUCUGGCUAUUGACCCUAAUGAAAGCUUCCUGCAUCAGAGUAUAUUCGACAAGAACCUUCUCCCAGAUUUUUUUGAUUCAUUAAUUCAAUCUAAGUCUGAGGCGGCGAAGGAAAAAGGAGCCUCUAAAUUCACAGAUAUUGAUUCACCGAUUACUUAUACCUCUGAUUCAAGUCAAGUCAUCCCUGAAAUUGAGAUUCACAUACGAACAGUCCCAUUAGGAUCAAAAAACGCAUCAAAUGUUGAUCUAUCCCACAAAAAACCUAUUUUCGGCAGAAGAGACCCGUUUUCUGACAUAUUGCUGUUCAAUGGGCGAAGCCAGAAGAAUUCAAAACCAACAUCAAAAACACCUUAUCAACGCAAAGUAAUAGGUCAAAGCCAGCACCCACCCAAAAAAAAUACAGUCCUGAACCAACAGCCCAAAUUAGAUUCUGAUGAUCCACAGGCAUCAAAAAAAGUUCGAAGUUUCUUUGGACUGAAAGCAAGAUAAAGAAACUAAAUGCAGUUUUAAGUUAGACACACUCUGCUCUUCUAAGAACAUUAAGAUUUUACGCGAAAUAAGUAAAAUAAUUAUUUAUUUAGAAGUUUCGGACAUGUAGAUUGCUCUUCGGCUUAGAUACCCCAAAAAAUCGUUUUCUUCGAGGACAUGAAAUACAAGAAUAAUUCUCUCCUUGUCCAAGCAAUACAGCUCUGCUUGGGAAGUAUUGGAACCAGUAACCUAACAAACUUCAUAUGUAAUUAGCUGCUUCCUGGAUUUGUUUUUGUUUUCAGUUUCAAUUUAAAAUUUUUAAGGAGGCCUUGUAAAUGAUAUAAGAGGAGAUCACAUAAUUUUCUUUUUAUGAUAUAACAAGAAGAGGAGGACACUUGCUAAUCGGCAGUGCAUUAUUAGGUCAAUCAUUUAACAGCAAGAAAAAUAGGUAAAUAGGGUGAUCAUCAUCAAGCAUUAACUAUUUUGAAAGUAUUUUUUCCCUUUUGAGUAAAAAAAAAAGAAAGAAAGAAAAAAAAAAUAACUAGUCAUUUUAGAUAAGCUCUUCUUGUUAUUCUUCAUAUUUGAUUAUUUUCUACAAAUCAAAUUUUACGAUUUUUCUUAGAUAUUGAGAAAAAAUUGGUCAGAUUGACCUUUCAAAUGGGUCAGUUGCACUAAACGCAGAAUAAAAUCAUAAUCAAUUAAUGCUAAACAUCACCAGAUAGAAUUCUUAAAAAAAUGAAUCAACCAAGCAAUGUAAAUUGUAAAUUUUAUCAAGCUAAAGAAUAGGAUUUUACUGUUGAUGUGUACCAUUAAUAUGAGUAAAUCAAAUUUCCAAUUUACAUGGCACUGGCUUAUUUAUUUUCGUACAAAAUCAUGUUUUGAUGGUUUGAGCUUAUUAAUCAGCAAAUAAUAACAAGAUCAGUUAAACUGCUUUUCUUUGUACAGCAGACGUUAACAAAAAUAUGACCCAUCAAAAAACGUGGCAUGUGACAUCGUCCACUGCAGUAAUACAUACAGGUCUAUCAUAGUUUCUCCCAUCUUGGUUUGAUCAAUUAGUGAUACACACAUUCGCACUGAUCACUUGACAUAAAACACGGAUGAAAGCAAGAUGGAAGAAACCACGGUAUGCACUAUUGCAGUGGAUGAUGUCAUACGCUAAGUUUUGUGAUAGGUGAUAUCCUCCACAGAUACUUGACAAUGAAUUUGAAAUUUGGAUUGAUCUCAUAAAUUUCUACGAAUAUAUUAGUUCGAACCAUCGAAACAACACGAUUCUGCGACUACGGCAAUUGUCCAUGAGAAUAAAUAGCAAAAAUUCUACAGUUUCAUGCACUCAGACUAUUAUAAAAUCUCUCAAGUAGAUAUAAAAUCUCCAAGAUAGUCAUCAUAACAGGAGAGUAAAAAAUUAAAAGCAAGCUAUUUCUUUCUAUUAGUACAAACAAAAAAGUAAGAUUUUUUUUUUUUUAUUCUCUGAGGAAAGAUAAUUUCAACCAAAAUUGAGUAUAGAUAAUAGGAAUUAUUAUUUUAAAGAACCCUGCAUAUCUAUAUAAAUGCUUGCUUUGGAUGAGGGUUUGAAUUUUAAUGUCUCUCCGAAAAAAUAAAUUCAACGACUUAGUCAUAAAUUGUAGCUGUGUAAUAAUGUCAAAUAGAACCAGAAGUGCAAUAUUAUGACUUAUAUAGCACCAAUAUAGCAACAUAUGGCAUACCAUAUACCAUAUAGCAACAAUGUUAAUAUUAUAAUAACUUAUGAAAUGAAAUAUUUUAUGGUAAUGAAA
Bemisia tabaci is the source of this 4071-nucleotide messenger RNA. The record is from RefSeq and is a predicted model, not a curated record. Lineage: Eukaryota; Metazoa; Arthropoda; Insecta; Hemiptera; Aleyrodidae.